GAGCUGCAAAGAGCUGCGGCUGCCGCCUCUGGAUCCCGAGCAGCGCAAACAGGCGAAGAAGCUGGCGGAGAAGUAUCCGGAGAUCAAGUGCGAGAGCUAUGGCUUCGGGGAGGAACGUAGAUUGCAUCUCUUCAAGUCCUCAGCAUCUCUGAAAGCCGGCCUGGCAAAGGAAGGUUCGAGGGAAGGGGCGCGAGCGGAGUGUGCUUCGGAUCAGUCAACAGCCGUUUCAGGAGCAACUUCACCCGACUCUGCAGAGGACGCUUCUGGCGGUGUCUUUGAGGACGUCGCGGCACUGCCCUCGAAUCUUUACCAGGUGAGGAACACUUUCAUCCACAUCGAGGAGCAGGGAGUGGCAGAUCAGCGCAACAUCCAGUCCAUGCCUCACGGCAUGUUCCGACAGCGCCUGCAAGAAGAGGCCGUGCAACAUGCGACGCACCGCGUCGCAGGCCCAGUUCCGGAGUCAACUGCCACUGCGACACCUUCCAUUCCGGAGGUCCCAGAGGUCACGAAGGACUUCGCUCCCGGUACGGAGGUGGUCAUCGAAGGAUUGCAGAAGUUUCCGGCUUUCAACGGGCUUCGCGGCACGGUUCAGCUGCUGGACAAGACCACAGGGCGCUACAAUGUGCAGCUGUCUUCUUCCGAUGGGCCCCUCGAGCAGAUCGCGAAGAUCAAAGGUGACAACCUGCGAAUGUUGGUGCCACCGCCUCCGCCUUUCGACCCUUGGGAUGCACAGGUCAAGGUGGAGACGCCUUCCGCAAUGCAUGCGAGGGCGCCCGACUUCGUGCCGAUGCGGCAGAUGGGCUUGACAAGCAUUCCGCCCAAUCCUCACUGGCAGGAGAAGCCGCGGAACAUGCUGUCGAAACACGUGAGUCACGUCUCCCUUGUCCAUGCUGACGACGAGUAG
Molecule: messenger RNA, 904 nt
Organism: Symbiodinium sp. CCMP2456
Lineage: Eukaryota; Dinophyceae; Suessiales; Symbiodiniaceae
Source: the annotation of a GenBank genome assembly